UCCACAGCUGUCACCCAACACAGAUAUCAUAAUACAGAAAAAUCCUAUCAAAAUUUUAUCGUGUUUAAAAAUUUCGUUGUUCCAAAAGAUGGCAAACAAUUUGGAAGAGUUCAUUAUACUGACCCCGCUGACAUGUGUGGAGCAGUGCAAUGCUCUCAUGGAGGCCACAACAGCGAAGCCCAAGCCCUGCUACCUAUUCAUCUCGCUCUUUGGCGUCUACUGUGGGCUGGUUGCCUAUCGUUCAUAUCGCAGCUAUUUGGCAAACAUUGCGAGAUCUCAGGAGCCAGUGCCCAGGCCAGUAGAUGUGGUCUCAGCUUUGCCAGCGGCGUUCGUGUCUGAGCUGGGGGAGCUGCCACCCCGACUGAUGUUUGAGUCCCUGAGCUUUACAGACAACAGCUGGUGCUAUUACGGUGAGCUGACUACACCCAGCAUGGAUCGCGGAAGGACAACUGAGAUAAAGGAUAAUGAACAAGAUGCCAACAAGCCAUCGACAUCAAAAUCAGUCAUAAAGCUUGGGGCAAUUGCACAUAAAACUGGUGAUGAGAAAUAGACAGGGAAACGCACCAAAUUUGCUUUCCUGUCCUAUUUUGACGACCUGGUUGAAUGGCAAAAUCUUGACGCCCUCCUUAAAGCCAGUGGUCUCCGUCUUGUGCAGCUGGUCCUCCAUGUAGAUGAUGGUGUUCACAUUGGGGCACUGGGCCAGCAGGGUCUUGAACUUGGGCAGCAAAUCGUGCGAGGUGAUAACCGUGGUGACUUCCGUUUCGCUGAUGCCUGCCAAAAUAUAAUAAUAGUUUUCUUAUAUUAUUACACGAAAAUGGUGAAAUAAAAAAUGGGCCAUGUA
Drosophila obscura is the source of this 841-nucleotide messenger RNA. RefSeq lists its product as uncharacterized. Bases 89 to 550 code for a protein of 153 amino acids. Lineage: Eukaryota; Metazoa; Arthropoda; Insecta; Diptera; Drosophilidae. The transcript has 3 exons. The record is from RefSeq and is a predicted model, not a curated record.